Molecule: messenger RNA, 991 nt
Organism: Daphnia carinata
Lineage: Eukaryota; Metazoa; Arthropoda; Branchiopoda; Diplostraca; Daphniidae
Product: putative methyltransferase DDB_G0268948
Exons: 6
Coding region: 113-928 (271 amino acids)
Molecular function (GO): S-adenosylmethionine-dependent methyltransferase activity
Source: RefSeq, a predicted model, not a curated record
ACUCUAUACAUUGCCCUCAGCAUCAGUCGCACCGUCUGGGAAGGCAGACUAAGCACACAGUAGCAAACGGGAAGUCGUUCAUUACACAACAAACCCAGUCAUUUUCACGAUCAUGUCGCAGCGGUUCUUUGAACAAGUUCAGCACGCAGCACUAUACGCUAAAGCCAGACCAAAUGCACCGCCUCAACUCGCUGAAAGGAUUGUCGAUUUCCUGAGAGAAAAGUUUGAAGGUGAGCUGGAACUUUGUUUGGACGUUGGAUGCGGAAAUGGCCAAUGCAGUGGACUUUUUGCGAGUUCAUUCCGUAAAGUCUUAGCCACGGACAUAAGCCCUGCGCAAAUAGAAGUGGCCAAGACGCUGGAAUACCCACAUAACAUAGAAUUUCAGGUUAGUCCAGCGGAGAAUAGUCCAGCUGAAAAUGGAUCAGCUCAACUUGUGGUGGCUUGCGUGGCUGCACAUUGGUUUGAUUUGCCAGCCUUCCUGAAGGAUGCUGAUAGAGUUCUGUGCAAAAAUGGGGUAGUCGCUUUGGCCAGCUAUUUCUUGCCAACGGCAGUUCACGCCACAAAGUCUGACGAACUGAAUGCUGAAAUAAAACGUUUUUACUUUGAAAGUCUUGGUCCUUAUUGGGGCGGUGGCGUUCGUCAUUUAGAAAAUGAAUACGCCGAUUUUUCAAUUCCUUACGCGGAAACGGUGCGUGAUGAGGUGUGGUCUGAUGAAGAGCCUUACACUUUGGCCAGAUUGGCAUUUGAUUUGGAAUCAUGGUCCGGCUAUCAAAAUAUGUGUCGGGAUAAAGGUGAAUCUGCCGGAAGAGAAGUACUUCAAGAAUUCAUAUCAAGGUGCCUCGCAUGUUUGGGAACUACGGACGAUCCGGCCAACGUGGAGCUCAAGUUGCAACGAAAGUACUUUCUUUUGAUGGGACGGAAGGUGUAAAAAAGUAUUAGCAUUUUCUGAAUGCAUUCCAGCUUACAUAAAGGUUUGUUAAGCUUUACACGU